This is a messenger RNA of Mesorhabditis belari, 4581 nucleotides long. Lineage: Eukaryota; Metazoa; Nematoda; Chromadorea; Rhabditida; Rhabditidae. The record is from the annotation of a GenBank genome assembly.
AUGUCGGAUUUUAUCGAUCAACAAGCCGAAGAAUCCGAACUGUCUGGAGAUGAAUCCGACCCCGUUUCUGAAGUCGAGGAACCAAAAAGCAAAAAGCGGAAGCUUGGCAAAAAAGGCAAAGCAAAGAAGAAUCGCGUCCGGAUAAGCAGUGACGAGGAAGACGAAGAUGAGGAUGACGCCGAAGAAGAAGCAAGAGCAGCCGAAGAAUUCAAAGGCUUCAUCAUCAAUGAAGGAAGUGAUGAGGAAGAAGAGGGAGAAGAGGAGGAUCGCAGCGAGAAGUCCAAAUCAGGAAGCGAGGAGGAACUUGAUGACGAUGAUUUGGCUUUGCUCGACGAAAAUCUUGGUCCAAGGAAGAAACGCGUCGUGCGACCAGAGGACUCGGACGAAGAUGAAGACGAUCGUACUAGAAUUCAAAGGAAGCUGUUUUCACAUGAAGAUGAUGAUGCCGCUUCACUCCCAGAAGCACGUGGCCCUUCAGCUCGGGGUGAAUAUGAUGAUGAUCGUCGCGAUUAUUCUGGAAGUGAAGAGGAAUACGACAACUUCAUUGUGCAAGAUGGUAGAACAUCACGAAGGAAAGUGCGCCGAAAUUUGGGAAUAGAUACAGCUGCUUGUGAUGAAGCUCGUGAUGUAUUCGGCGUUGACGACUUCAAUAUUGACGAAUUUUACAACGAUGACGGAGAGGUCGAAGAUGUUCUUGACGAAGAAGAGGAAAUUCUUGAUGAAGAGGAUCGAGAAGAUUCUAUCAUUCGCAGUCGUGCUUUGCGGAAAAAGUUGAAGAAAGAGGAAAAUAUGAUGGAGACCUUUGAACCUUCGGAGCUUGAUAGAUGCUUCCUCUCAGCAAAUGACAAGAAAAUCGUUCUAGAAGAUCGACCUGAACGCUUUAACACUCGUCGCACUCCUGUUACGGAAGCUGAUGAUAUAGAAUUGGAGGCAGAGGCACGAUGGAUCUACACUCACGCUUUUGACCCAUAUGAGAGCGCCUACAAACCAGUAUCUUCUCAGGAUGCAAUUGAAAUUUCGGGAAUCAAAGAUCUUCGCGAGAAUGAGGACCUUGAUCCAAUGCAAAAGGAACAAGAUAUCAGGGCACUUGGACAGCGCGCAAAGGCUGCCGUUCUUGAAGUUUUGAAGAUGAUUCGAUUGAACUCUUUUGAGGUUCCUUUUAUCGUUUUCUACAGGAAAGAAUGCUUGGAAAAAUGCCUCACUUUGGAUGAAGUAUGGCGCGUAUACAAUUGGGAUGAGAAGUGGUGCAAUUUGAAACAGAGAAAGCAAAAACUAUCGGACUUGAUGCGUCGUAUCCAGAAAUAUCAAACCGAGUCGGAAUUGGUUACAAAAAGGCCUUUGACUGAUUCGGACUUUUUUGAUGUCGACGGAGUUGAAACUCUCGAGCAGUUGAAUGAUAUCUCUGCUCAAUUUCACAUGUAUCAUGGAAAUGAGCUGAAUAAGCUGGCUGAUUGGGAACGUCUGCGUCAACUUGAACUACAACAACAAGAACAGAAGCAACAAGAGACGUUUGUGUCAAAGUUCAAAAAGAGCUCUCGAACCGAUCAGUACACGAUCUGCUUGGAAAAUGGAAUCGGUGAAGUGGCGUCUAAAUUUGGUCUAACUCCUCGUCAAUUUGCGGAAAACCUUGAAUUUGGCAGUAGUCGACAUGAAUGUACUCAAGUUAAUUCUCUGCCAACGACUGUUGCUGCCGACUACAUAACUUCAGUCUUUUCAUCGCCCGACAAAGUGAUCAGUGGAGCAAUCUACAUGCUGGCCCGCGAGUUUUCUAGACAACCAAAGGUACGAGAGGUUCUCAGAACAAAGUAUCGUCGUUUUGCAACAAUGUCUUGUCGUCCAACAAAAUUGGGCAGACAGAAAAUUGACGAAGCGCACCCGCUUUACAAAUCGAGAUAUUUGGUGAAUAAACCUGUUUCAACGAUUUCCGGCGAUCAAUUUCUCAGCUUCGAUAUUGGUGUUCGUCAAGAGUUGAUUAGCAUUGAAUUUUCGAGCGAGGCAAACUUGUUGGAAGACAUUCUUCGAGAGCAUCCAUUCCAAGUUGACCUUUACGACUCAGUCACGGAAGAAUGGAACUUAUUGCGCAAAGAGGUCGUUCGAAAAGCCGUCAGCGAAUUCUUGGUGCCAGAGAUCAACAAAGAAUUACACGAGCUCCUCAAAGAAGAAGCCAAAGCGAGCGUUUUGCAGAGUAUUCGAAAUUUCAUCUAUGAACGAAUUCUCGUUGGUCCAUAUCAAAAGAAUCAAGGAGCCGCGGAUCACGAUAAAGCUGACGACGAAGACGAGGACGAUGAUGAAGAGAAUCGCUUAAGAGUAUGCUCUUUAUGCUACGUAGCCGAUCGAUUUGAAGUUUCAUUUGGCGCUAUUGUAAAUCAGGAUGGCGCCGUUCUUGACUACGUACGCUUGCCUCAUUUCACCAAACCCAGUGGGCCGGCAGAUGGGAAGAAUGACAAAGGAUCGGAAACAGCUCGUUUAAAGAAAGAUACAAUGGAUCGUCUUGGAGCUUUCAUCGCCAAACGCCGUCCACACGUCAUUGUGAUUUGUGGUGAAGAUAUGGAUGCAAAAAGAUUUCAAAAUGAAACAAGCCGGUUGGUCAGCGAACUAUUAAACACGGGAAAGAUAUCUUCUGCUCCCGAGGUGAUGAUUGUUGAAAACGAAUUGGCAAAAGUAUACUCUCAAUCGAAGAUGGCUGCGAGUGAAUUCCCUGAAUACCCGAUUCUACUGCGUCAGUGUGUUUCUCUUGCUCGCUACGUGGCUGAUCCAUUGGUAGAAGUGGCACAUUUAUGGAAUGAAGACGAAGAUCUAUUCUGUCUUCAAAUGCACUCAUUGCAAGGAGAACUCGACAAAGAAGAAAUCAAGAAUGCGGUCGCAUUGGAAUUUAUCAAUCGUGUCAACGAAGUUGGAGUUGAUCCAAACAGAUGUCUCUCAUUUCCACAUCAUCAAAAUUUGAUUCAAUUUAUCUGUGGAUUGGGCCCUCGAAAGGCGUAUCAACUGAUUAAAGUACUUAGAUGGAACAACAGCAUACUUGAGGCUCGGUCGAAGCUAGUCAUCAUUUGUCAAAUGGGUCCCAAAGUCUUCAUGAAUUGUGCUGGAUUCAUGAAGAUUAACACAUCAAAAGUAUCUGAACAUACCGACAAAUACGUGGAAAUUCUUGACGGAUCGCGAAUUCAUCCAGAGACUUACGAAUGGGCUCGUAAGAUGGCGGUAGAUGCGCUUGAAUUCGAUGACAGUGGCGACCCGACAGCGGCGCUAGAAGAAAUCCUAGUGACUCCCGAAAAACUCAGAGAUUUGGACCUAGAUGCAUUUGCCGAAGAGUUACAUCGGCAAGGAUUUGGAAAUAAAAGCGAAACAUUGUACGAUAUUCGAAGAGAACUGAGCAAACGAUACGAGGAUUGGCGCCCACCAUUUGGACCACCCUCUGACAUGCAACUCUUCAAAAUGCUUACAAAGGAGUCCAAGAACACUCUAUAUAUUGGCAAACUCGUCGAGGCAAAAGUCAUUCGCUUGUCAUUCAAGCCUGUCCACCAAGAACAACAGUCUCAGAGGGAGCCGAUCCGUUUGGAAGAUUCGAAUCAAUGGGUGUGUCCGUGGUGUUGCUCGAUUAUCUUUGACAGCAUUGCCGAACUGUAUGAACAUUUGGAUGAUGGCCUUUGCCCUGGUGAAACUACUGGAAUCAAGGUGAAACUCGACAACGGUCUUAUUGGCUUUAUUUCAAACAAGAAUAUUGCAACAGAUUCGAAGUCUUUCAAGAAUCCACUUGAACGUGUUGCGAUUGGACGAACGAUCGCGUGCCGUAUCCUCCAAGUAGAACCUCUCAGGUUCUCAUGUACCCUAACUUGCCGUUCUAUCGAUUUGCGAUCUGAGGAACUUAUUCAAUUUGAUGAGUACUUCGACUUUGGAUUGAAAACUUCUGAUGAAAAAGAUGACGAAAAGGGAAAAGAUCGUCAGGCUCAACAACCACAAUUUGUGCGUCGAAUCUGCUCACAUCCGGCCUUCAGGAAUGUAUCAUAUCGCGAAGCUGAACAUGAACUAGCUGCUGCUGAACAGGGUGAAGCAAUCAUCAGGCCCUCGACAAGAUCUCCGUUCAAUCUGACUCUCACAUGGAAGGUUGGCGAAAACGUAUAUGCUCAUGUGGACAUCUUGGAAAAAGACAAAACACGGCCAAAUGAAAUUGGAAAAACUUUGCAAAUCGGGGCCGAAACAUUUGAGGAUCUCGAUGAAAUCUUGGCGCGUUAUGUUCAACCAAUGGUUCUUUAUGCAAAUGAAAUCUGCAGUCACAAAUACUUUAUUCCUCAAGUGGUGCAUGAGGAUCGAUCUCUUGUUGAUGCUAAACUUUAUGAAGAAAAGCGUCUCCAGCCAAAUAGAAUCCCCUAUGUUUUAACUACAUCCGGUGACAUCCCAGGGAAAUUCUUGCUGUCAUAUCUCAUUUCGGCAAAACCAAAGCACGAAUACAUGACGGUCACUCAUGAGGGCAUCAGAUUCCGAAGUCAGUUCUUCAUGUCGAUGGAGAGUCUACUUGCCUGGUUCAAGAAGCAUUUCAGAGACCCUCCACCAUCAAAGCUUCCCACGCAGCAAUAUCAAUACAGA